Messenger RNA from Otolemur garnettii (small-eared galago), 14013 nucleotides. It is a transcript of the gene DNAH17, whose product is annotated as dynein axonemal heavy chain 17. Gene Ontology annotation, biological process: microtubule-based movement. The transcript has 78 exons. Bases 1 to 13134 code for a protein of 4377 amino acids. The record is from RefSeq and is a predicted model, not a curated record. Gene Ontology annotation, molecular function: minus-end-directed microtubule motor activity; dynein light intermediate chain binding; dynein intermediate chain binding. Gene Ontology annotation, cellular component: dynein complex. NCBI's taxonomy places the organism in Eukaryota, Metazoa, Chordata, Mammalia, Primates, Galagidae.
AUGACCAUUUCAGACGUCAGACUAGAGUACCUGGAGGAAGUCGCCACUGUCCUGCUCAAGUUCAAGAUAGACAAGUGGAGCAAGCUGAUUGGAGCAGAAGAGAACAUGGCCUUAUUCACAGAAUUCUUUGAAAAGCCAGACGUUUUGGUUCUGGUGCUGACGCUCAACCCUGCCGGCAUGAUCGUGCCCUGCCUGGGCUUCCCGGAGUCCCUCAAGUCCAAAGGGGUUUACUUCAUCAAGACAAGGCCUGACAACAUCACCAAGGAGAACUAUAAGAGCCGCCUCCUCUACGGGGACAUCAGCCCCACGCCCGUGGAACAGCUGAUCGCAGUGGUGGAAGAGAUCCUGUAUUCUCUGCUAAACCAAAGUGAGAACAUGGACGAAUGGCCCCGGGUGGUCUCGGAGGACAUCGUGAAACAGGUGCACCGGCUGAAGAAUGACAUGUUUGUGAUGGGAGGCAAGAUCAAGGGGAAGACGCUGCUGCCCAUCCCCGAGCACCUGGGCAGCCUGGACGGCACGCUGGAGUCUAUGGAGAGGCUCCCCUCUACACUGGACAACUCUCUCUUGCAUGCCAUCGAAACCAUCAUCAUUGACUGGUCCCACCAAAUCCGGGAUGUGCUGAGCAAGGACUCGGCCCAGGCCUUGCUGGACGGGCUGAACCCCCUUCCCCGUGUUGAGUUUGAGUUCUGGGACGCCCGUCUGCUGAACCUCAAGUGCAUCCACGAGCAGCUAAACAGGCCCAAAGUGAACAAGAUUGUGGAGAUCCUGGAAAAGGCCAAAAGCUGCUAUUGGCCAGCCCUGCAAAACGUCUACAUGAACGUCACGGAAGGGCUGAAAGAGGCUGAGGACAUCGUGCUUUACCUGAAGCCCCUGCGGGUGCUGCUGGAGGAGAUGGAGCAGGCUGACUUCACCGCGCUUCCGACCUUCAUUGCCAAGGUGCUGGACACUAUCGCCUUCAUCUGGGCCACCUCCGAGCACUACAACACGCCCUCCAGAACCAUCGUCAUCCUGCAGGAAUUCUGCAACCAGAUCAUCGAGAUGACACGAACCUACCUGAGCCCAGAGGAGGUGCUGAAAGGCCUGCAGGGCGAGAUCGAGGAGGUCCUGCUGGGCAUCUCGCUGUCGGUGAACGUCCUGCAGGAGCUCUACCGCGCCUACGACUUCUGCUGCGCAAACAUGAAGCUCUUCUUUAAGGACAAAGAACCGGUGCCUUGGGAAUUCCCUUCUUCCCUGGCAUUUUCCAGAAUGAAUUCCUUCUUCCGCCGUGUCCAAACCAUUGAGAAUCUUUACAAAACAGCUAUUGAGUUUCUGAAGCUGGAGAAGAUCGAGCUGGGGGGUGUGAAGGGGAACAUCCUCGGGAAGCUGGUGACCCAGAUCUACGAAGAAGUCUUUGAGCUAGUCAAGGUUUUUGCCGACUGCAGAUAUGAUCCCUUGGACCCUGGAGAUUCGAGUUUUGACGACGACUAUGCUGAUUUUGAGACCAAAAUUAAAGACCUGGACAGGCGGCUGGCCACAAUCUUCUGCCAAGCGUUUGAUGACUGCUGCUCUAUCGAGUCCUCUGCGAAGCUCCUGUACAUGUGCGGAAGCCUCUUGGAGCGGCCUCUGAUCCUCACCGAGGUGGUGCCCAAGUACUCAGUCAUGCUGGAGAUGUUUAACACCGAACUGGACAAUGCCAAGAUCUUGUACGAUGCCCAGAUGGCAGCCUCUGCAGAGGGGAACAUCCCCCCAAUCCACAAAAACAUGCCCCCUGUGGCCGGGCAGCUCAAGUGGAGCCUGGAGCUGCAGGAGAAGCUGGAGGUGUCCAUGAGGCACUUGAAGCACAUUGACCACCCGGUCAUGUCCAGUGUGGAGGCCAACCUGGUCUACCAGAAGUACGACGAGAUGAUGACACUGCUGAGGGACUGCCGGCAGAAGGCCUACCAACAGUGGGUGGCGCGCGUGGACCAGGACUGCCACUUCAACCUGGGCCAGCCGCUCAUCCAGCGGGACCCAGUCACCAACCUCAUCCAUGUCAACUUCAGCAAGGCGUUGGUGGCAGUUCUGAGAGAAGUCAAGUACUUGAAUUUCCAGCAACAAAAAGAAAUUCCAGAUAGUGCAGAGAGUCUGUUCUCAGAGAACGAAACCUUCCGGAAGUUUGUGGGCAACUUAGAGCUCAUUGUUGGCUGGUAUAAUGAGAUAAAGACCACCGUGAAAGAAGUGGAGUUUCCACUCAUAAAGUUAGAACUGGAGGAAAUUGAUGUCAAGUUGCAGAGCGCUGAAACGACAUUAUUCUGGAACGGUGAAGAUGUGUUCCAGUAUAUUCAAGAGAUGCGAGAAAUUCUAUAUAACUUGCAGAACAGGAUGCAAAAAGCAAAGCAAAAUAUAGAAGGAAUUUCCCAGACCAUGAAGGACUGGUCAGCCAACCCAUUGUUUGAGAGGAAGGACGGCAAGAAGGAGGCCCUGCUCGACCUGGACGGAAGGAUGACCAACCUCAACAAGCGCUUCACGGCGGUGAAGGAUGCCGGCCUGAAGAUCCAGGCCAUGGUUGCGGAAAACGCAGAGCUGUUCAGGGCAGACACCCUGAGCCUGCCCUGGAAGGGUUAUGUCAACUACAUUGACAACAUGGUCUUAGAAGGAUUUGACCAGUUCGUCCGCAAAUCUCUAAGUUACCUGACGGACAACAUGGUCUUAGAUGGGCUCACCUUCAAUCCGUCCCUGGAGGUGGGCUCAGAGCGUGGCUUCCUGGCGCUGAUUGAGGGCCUGGUCAACGACAUCUACAACGUAGCCAGGCUCAUCCCCCGGCUGGCUAAGGGCAGGAUGAGCUACAAGACGGAUCUGGAGGACAUGACAGACCUCAUAGAGAUUCGGGAGGAGUUGUCCAGCCUGGUCAUCAAUGCCAUGAAAGAGGCUGAAGAGUACCAGGACUCCUUUGAGAGGUACUCCUACCUCUGGCUGGAUGACCCCCAGGAGUUCAUGAAGAACUUCUUGAUCUUUGGGCAUCCGCCCACUGCGGAGGACUUGGACACCCGGACAGAGGAUACCAUUCCCAAGACACCACCUAACCUUGCUCAGUUUCAGCAGCAGAUUGACUCCUACGAGAAGCUGUAUGAGGAGGUGUCCAAGUGCGAGAACACCAAGGUGUUCCACGGCUGGCUGCAGUGUGACUGCCGCCCCUUCAAGCAGGCCCUGCUCAGCACCAUCAGGCGCUGGAGCCUCAUGUUCAAACGGCACCUGAUCAACCACGUCAUCAACAGCCUUGCUGACCUGGAGUCCUUCAUGAAAGUCGCCAGGACAGGCUUAACAAAGCCCCUCAGAGAGGGGGAUUAUGACGGCCUGGUGGAGGUGAUGGGGCACCUGAUGAAGGUCAAGGAGAGGCAGGCGGCCACUGACAACCUGUUUGAGCCCCUGAAGGAAACCAUCAAGCUGCUCAAGUCCUACGGGGAGGAGAUGCCAGAGGAGAUACACCUGAAGCUGCAGCAACAAAAGAGCAUCGCGGCCAUGGAGAGCACCAUGGAGGCCCUGUCCAAGUCUGGCAGCCUGUUCGAGGUCACAGUCCCAGACUAUAAGCAGCUCAAAGCCUGCCACCGGGAGGUCCGCCUGCUGAAGGAGCUCUGGGACAUGAUUGUCAUGGUGAACACCAGCAUCGAUGACUGGAAGACCACCAGAUGGAAAGACAUCAACGUUGAGCAGAUGGACUUAGACUGCAAGAAGUUUGCCAAGGAUGUGAGGUCCCUGGACAAAGAGGUGAAAACCUGGGACGCCUUCCUGGGGCUCGACAACACCGUGAAGAACAUGAUCACGUCCCUGCGUGCGGUGAGCGAGCUGCAGAACCCCGCCAUCCGGGACCGCCACUGGCAGCAGCUCAUGCAGGCCACACAGGUGAAAUUUGAGAUGUCAGAUGAGACUACCCUGGCGGAUCUGCUCCAGCUGAACCUCCACAAUUACGAGGACGAGGUCCGCAACAUCGUGGACAAGGCUGUGAAGGAGUCAGGGAUGGAGAAGGUGCUGAAGACCUUGGACAGCACCUGGAGCACAAUGGAAUUUGAGCAUGAGCCGCACCCGCGGACAGGCACCAUGAUGCUCAAGUCGGAUGAGGUCCUGGUGGAGACGCUGGAGGACAACCAGGUGCAGCUGCAGAACCUGAUGAUGUCCAAGUACCUGUCCCACUUCCUGAAGGAGGUGACCAGCUGGCAGCAGAAGCUGUCCACGGCAGACUCGGUCAUCUCCAUCUGGUUUGAAGUCCAGAGGACCUGGAGCCACCUGGAGAGCAUCUUCAUCGGCUCCGAGGACAUCCGGAACCAGCUCCCGGAGGACUCCAAGCGCUUUGACGCCAUCGAUCUGGAGUUCAAGGCCUUGAUGGAGGACGCGGUGAAGACCCCCAAUGUGGUGGAAGCCACCAACAAGCCAGGUCUCUACAACAAACUGGAGGCCCUCAAGAAAAGCUUGGCCAUGUGUGAAAAGGCUUUGGCAGAAUAUUUAGAGACCAAGAGACUGGCCUUCCCGAGGUUCUAUUUUGUGUCCUCAGCUGACCUGCUGGACAUCCUCUCCAAUGGCAACGAUCCUGUGGAGGUGAGUCGCCACCUGUCCAAACUCUUCGACAGCCUGUGUAAACUGAAGUUCCGCCUCGACGACAGUGGGAAGCCGCUCAAGUUCGGCCUGGGGAUGUACAGCAAGGAGGAGGAGUACGUGGAGUUCGACCAAGAGUGCGACCUCUCAGGGCAGGUGGAAGUGUGGCUGAAUCGAGUGCUGGACCGAAUGGUGGCCACCCUCCGGCACGAAAUUCCAGAGGCCGUGGUGACAUACGAGGAGAAGCCGAGGGAGCAGUGGAUCUUUGACUACCCAGCCCAGAUUGCCCUCACAUGCACCCAGAUCUGGUGGACCACGGAGGUGGGCCUGGCGUUUUCAAGGCUGGAGGAAGGCUAUGAAAACGCCAUCAAAGACUACAACAAAAAGCAGAUCAGCCAGCUGAAUGCACUUAUCACACUGCUCAUCGGGAACCUCAACCCCGGUGACAGGAUGAAGAUCAUGACGGUCUGCACCAUUGACGUGCAUGCCCGGGACGUGGUGGCCAAAAUGAUUGUUGCCAAGGUGGAGAGUUCUCAGGCCUUCACCUGGCAGUCCCAGCUCCGGCACCGCUGGGAUGAGGAGAAGCGACACUGCUUUGCCAACAUCUGUGAUGCCCAAAUCCGGUAUUCCUAUGAGUAUCUGGGCAACACGCCGCGGCUGGUCAUCACCCCCCUCACUGACAGGUGCUACAUCACCCUGACACAGUCCCUCCAUCUGAUCAUGGGCGGGGCGCCUGCUGGCCCCGCGGGGACUGGCAAGACGGAGACAACUAAGGACCUGGGCAGAGCGCUGGGCACCAUGGUGUACGUCUUCAACUGCUCCGAGCAAAUGGACUACAAGUCCUGUGGGAAUAUCUACAAGGGCCUGGCCCAGACCGGGGCCUGGGGCUGCUUUGAUGAGUUCAACCGGAUCUCGGUGGAGGUCUUGUCCGUGAUUGCUGUGCAGGUGAAAUGUGUCCAAGAUGCAAUUCGGGCCAAGAAAAAAACAUUUAAUUUCCUCGGAGAGACGAUAAGCCUCAUCCCCACCGUUGGCAUCUUCAUCACCAUGAACCCGGGGUACGCAGGGCGCACAGAGCUGCCUGAGAACUUAAAGGCUUUGUUCAGACCCUGCGCCAUGGUGGUCCCUGACUUUGAACUGAUCUGCGAGAUCAUGCUGGUGGCCGAGGGCUUCCUGGAGGCGCGCCUGCUGGCCAGGAAGUUCAUCACCCUCUACACCUUGUGCAAGGAGCUGCUGUCUAAGCAGGACCACUAUGACUGGGGCCUCCGCGCCAUCAAGUCUGUGCUGGUGGUGGCCGGUUCCCUGAAGAGGGGGGACCCCAGCCGAGCAGAGGACCAGGUGCUCAUGAGGGCCCUGAGAGACUUCAACAUCCCCAAAAUCGUGACCGACGACCUGCCUGUGUUCAUGGGGCUGAUUGGGGACCUCUUCCCAGCUCUGGACGUGCCUCGGAAGCGAGACCUGAACUUUGAGAAGGUCAUCAAGCAAAGCAUCGUGGAGCUCAGGCUGCAGGCCGAGGACAACUUCGUGCUGAAGGUGGUGCAGCUGGAGGAGCUGCUGCAGGUCCGACACUCCGUGUUCGUCAUCGGGAACGCGGGCAGCGGCAAGUCUCAGGUCCUCAAAUCCCUCAACAAGACCUACCAGAACCUGAAGAGGAAGCCGGUGGCUGUGGACCUGGACCCCAAGGCCGUCACCUGUGACGAGCUCUUCGGCAUCAUUAACCCGGCCACCAGAGAGUGGAAAGACGGCCUGUUCUCCACCAUCAUGCGAGACCUAGCCAACCUCACUCACGAGGGCCCCAAGUGGAUCGUCCUGGAUGGGGACAUAGACCCCAUGUGGAUCGAGUCCCUCAACACCGUCAUGGAUGACAACAAGGUCCUCACCCUGGCCAGCAAUGAGCGAAUCCCCUUGAACCGCACCAUGAGGCUGGUAUUUGAGAUCAGCCACCUGAGGACGGCCACCCCGGCCACGGUGUCCAGGGCUGGCAUCCUCUACAUCAACCCAGCAGACCUGGGAUGGAACCCGGUGGUGAGCAGCUGGAUCGAGAGGCGCAAGGUGCAGUCGGAGAAGGCCAACCUGAUGAUCCUCUUCGACAAGUACCUGCCCACCUGCCUGGACAAGCUGCGCUUCGGGUUUAAGAAGAUCACGCCGGUGCCGGAGAUCACCGUCAUCCAGAUGAUCCUGUAUCUGCUCGAGUGUCUGCUCACGGAGAAGAACGCGCCGCCCGACUCGCCCAAGGAGCUGUACGAGCUCUAUUUCGUGUUCGCCUGCUUCUGGGCCUUCGGUGGGGCCAUGUUCCAGGACCAGCUUGUAGAUUAUCGAGUCGAGUUCAGUAAGUGGUGGAUCAACGAAUUCAAAACCAUCAAGUUUCCCUCCCAGGGAACAGUUUUUGACUACUACAUCGACCCUGACACUAAGAAAUUCCUGCCCUGGACAGACAAAGUGCCCAGCUUUGAGUUGGACCCAGAUGUCCCACUGCAGGCCUCUCUGGUCCACACCACCGAGACCACCCGCAUCCGCUACUUCAUGGACUUGCUCAUGGAGAAGGGCUGGCCCCUGAUGCUGGUGGGGAACGCGGGGACCGGCAAGUCGGUGCUGAUGGGGGACAAGCUGGAGAGCCUGAACACAGACGACUACCUGGUACAGGCCGUGCCCUUCAACUUCUACACGACCUCGGCCAUGCUGCAGGGUGUGCUUGAGAAGCCGCUGGAGAAGAAGUCAGGGAGGAACUAUGGGCCCCCAGGCACCAAGAAGCUGAUCUACUUCAUCGAUGACAUGAACAUGCCCGAGGUGGACAAGUACGGGACAGUGGCCCCACACACCCUCAUCCGGCAGCACAUGGACCACGGGCACUGGUACGACAGACAGAAGCUGACGUUAAAAGAUGUUCACAACUGUCAGUACGUGGCCUGCAUGAACCCCACUUCCGGGUCCUUCACCAUUGACCCCCGACUUCAGCGCCACUUCUGCGUGUUUGCUGUGAGCUUCCCUGGCCAGGAGGCCCUCACGACCAUCUACAACACCAUCCUGAGCCAGCACCUGGCCUACCGCACAAUCCCCAUGACCAUCCAGAGGAUGAGCAACCAGCUGGUGGCGGCAGCUCUGGCCUUGCAUCAGAAAGUCACGGCCACGUUUCUGCCCACGGCCAUUAAGUUUCAUUACGUCUUCAACCUCAGGGACCUCUCCAACAUCUUUCAGGGGCUCUUAUUUUCCACGUUAGAGUGUCUGAAGAUCCCACUGGACCUUGCCCGGCUUUGGCUGCAUGAAGCUGAACGAGUGUAUGGUGACAAGAUGGUUGAUGAAAAGGACCAGGAAACACUGCGUAGAGUCACCAUAGCUUCCACCAAGAAAUUCUUUGAUGAUCUUGGCGAUGAACUCUUAUUUGCCAAACCAAAUAUCUUCUGCCAUUUUGCUCAAGGGAUUGGAGAUUCCAAAUACUUCCCUGUAACUGACAUGGCGCAUCUGAACAAGCUACUUGUAGAUGCCCUCGACAGUUACAAUGAAGUGAACGCCGUCAUGAAUUUGGUGCUGUUUGAAGAUGCGGUGGCUCACAUCUGUAAGAUCAAUCGCAUCCUGGAGUCUCCCCGGGGGAACGCCCUGCUGGUAGGGGUGGGUGGCAGUGGCAAACAGAGCCUGUCCCGCCUGGCGGCGUACAUCAGUGCCCUGGACGUGUUUCAGAUCACCCUCAAGAAGGGAUACGGGAUCCCCGACCUCAAGCUUGACCUUGCUGCUCAGUACAUCAAGUCUGCCGUGAAGAAUGUGCCCUCGGUGUUCCUGAUGACAGACUCCCAGGUGGCCGAAGAGCAGUUUCUGGUGCUGAUCAAUGACCUGCUGGCCUCUGGGGAGAUCCCUGGGCUGUUCACGGAUGAGGAGCUGGAGAAUAUCAUCUCCUCCAUGCGGCCGCAGGUCAAGUCCCUUGGCAUGAACGACACACGGGAGACGUGCUGGAAAUUCUUCAUUGACAAAGUGCGCCGGCAGCUCAAGGUGAUUCUGUGCUUCUCCCCUGUGGGCUCUGUCCUGCGUGUACGAGCAAGGAAGUUCCCUGCGGUGGUCAACUGCACGGCCAUCAACUGGUUCCACGAGUGGCCAGAAGACGCCCUGGUGUCUGUCAGUGCCCGCUUCCUGGAGGAGACUGAGGGGAUUCAGCGGGAAGUCAAGGCUUCCAUCAGCCUCUUCAUGGCCUAUGUGCACACCACCGUCAAUGACAUGUCCAAGAUGUACCUGGCUACCGAGAGGCGCUACAACUACACCACACCCAAAACCUUCCUGGAGCAGAUCAAACUGUACCAGAACCUGCUGGCCAAGAAGAGGAUGGAGCUUGUUGCGAAAAUUGAGAGGCUGGAGAAUGGGCUGAUGAAGCUGCAGAGCACAGCUUCCCAGGUGGAUGACCUGAAGGCUAAGCUGGCGAUUCAGGAGGCUGAGCUCAAGCAAAAGAAUGAGAACGCAGACAAGCUGAUCCAGGUGGUCGGUGUGGAGACAGAGAAGGUCAGCAAAGAGAAAGCCAUCGCUGAUGAGGAGGAAGUGAAGGUUGAGGUCAUCAACAAGAAUGUCACUGAGAAACAAAAGGCUUGUGAGACAGACCUGGCCAAAGCAGAACCAGCCCUGCUGGCCGCACAGGAAGCGCUGGACACUCUGAACAAGAACAAUCUGACGGAGCUGAAGUCCUUUGGGUCCCCCCCGGAUGCCGUGGUCAAUGUUACGGCCGCCGUCAUGAUCCUGACGGCACCUGGGGGCAAGAUCCCCAAGGACAAGAGCUGGAAGGCUGCGAAGAUCAUGAUGGGCAAAGUAGACACCUUCUUGGACUCACUGAAGAAGUUCGACAAGGAGCACAUCCCCGAGGCCUGCCUGAAAGCGUUUAAGCCAUACCAAGGCAACCCAACCUUCGACCCUGAGUUCAUCCGCUCCAAGUCCACGGCCGCUGCAGGCCUGUGCUCCUGGUGCAUCAACAUCGUCCGCUUCUAUGAGGUCUACUGCGAUGUGGCCCCCAAGAGGCAGGCCCUGGAGGAGGCUAAUGCGGAGCUGGCAGAGGCGCAGGAGAAGCUGUCCCGGAUCAAAAACAAGAUUGCCGAACUCAACGCCAACCUGAACAACCUGACGUCGGCCUUUGAGAAAGCGACAGCUGAGAAAAUCAAAUGUCAGCAAGAGGCUGAUGCCACAAACAGGGUCAUCUCCCUGGCUAACAGGCUGGUGGGAGGAUUAGCCUCAGAGAACGUCCGCUGGGCUGAAUCGGUGGAGAACUUCAAAAAGCAGGGCAUCACGCUGUGCGGGGACGUCCUGCUCAUCUCCGCCUUCGUCUCCUACGUGGGCUACUUCACUAAGAAAUACCGAAAUGAGCUGAUGGAGAAAUUCUGGAUCCCUUAUAUCAAUCAGUUAAAGGUCCCCAUCCCAAUCACCGAAGGCCUAGACCCCUUGAGCCUGCUGACCGACGAUGCGGAUGUGGCCUCUUGGAACAACCAGGGCCUCCCCAGCGACCGCAUGUCCACUGAGAACGCCACCAUCCUGUGCAACACAGAGCGCUGGCCCCUGAUCGUGGACGCCCAGCUUCAAGGAAUCAAGUGGAUCAAAAACAAAUAUGGGAACGAACUGAAAGCCAUCCGCCUGGGACAGAAGAGCUACCUGGACAUCAUUGAGCGGGCCAUUUCAGAAGGGGAUACCCUGCUCAUCGAGAACAUCGGCGAGACCGUGGAGCCCGUGCUGGAUCCCUUACUGGGCAGGAACACAAUCAAGAAGGGAAAGUACAUUAAGAUUGGGGACAAGGAGGUGGAGUACCACCACAACUUCCGCCUGAUCCUGCACACCAAGUACUUCAACCCACACUACAAGCCGGAGAUGCAGGCACAGUGCACCCUCAUCAACUUCCUGGUCACCAGGGACGGCCUCGAGGACCAGCUCUUGGCUGCUGUGGUGGCCAAAGAGCGCCCAGAUCUAGAACAGCUGAAGGCAAACCUCACCAAGUCUCAAAAUGAAUUUAAGAUUGUUCUGAAAGAGCUGGAAGACUCUCUCCUGGCCCGUCUGUCAGCUGCGUCGGGGAACUUUCUGGGUGACACUGCCUUGGUGGAGAAUCUGGAGACCACCAAACACACGGCCAGCGAGAUUGAGGAGAAGGUGCAAGAAGCAAAGAUCACAGAAGUUAAGAUCAAUGAGGCGAGAGAGAGCUACCGUCCUGCUGCAGAGAGGGCGUCGCUGCUGUACUUCAUCCUCAACGACCUCAACAAGAUCAACCCCAUCUACCAGUUCUCGCUCAAGGCCUUCAACGUGGUGUUUGAGAAAGCUAUCCAGAAGACGGCUCCCGCCGACGAGGUGAAGCAGCGUGUGAUCAACCUGACGGACGAGAUCACCUACUCGGUCUACAUGUACACCGCCCGGGGGCUCUUCGAGCGAGACAAACUCAUUUUUCUGGCACAAGUUACAUUUCAGGUCUUAUCCAUGAAGAAAGAGCUGAACCCAGUGGAGCUGGACUUCCUCCUACGGUUCCCUUUUAAGGCUGGCGUCGUGUCGCCGGUGGACUUCCUACAGAACCAAGGCUGGGGUGGGAUCAAGGCCCUCUCAGAGAUGGACGAGUUCAAAAACUUGGAUAGUGACAUCGAAGGAUCCGCCAAGCGGUGGAAAAAGCUGGUGGAGUCAGAAGCCCCAGAAAAGGAGAUUUUCCCAAAGGAGUGGAAGAACAAGACGGCCCUGCAGAAGCUGUGCAUGGUGCGCUGCAUGCGGCCUGACCGCAUGACCUAUGCCGUCAAGAACUUUGUGGAGGAGAAGAUGGGCAGCAAGUUUGUGGAAGGCCGGAGCGUUGAAUUCUCUAAGUCGUAUGAGGAGAGCAGCCCCUCCACACCGAUCUUCUUCAUCCUCUCCCCAGGGGUAGACCCCCUGAAAGAUGUGGAAGCCUUGGGGAAAAAGCUGGGAUUUACCAUAGACAAUGGGAAACUCCAUAAUGUGUCCCUGGGGCAGGGACAAGAGGUAGUGGCCGAGAACGCUCUGGAUGUGGCCGCAGAGAGUGGACACUGGGUCAUUCUGCAGAACAUCCACCUGGUGGCCCGCUGGCUGGGCACACUGGACAAGAAGGUGGAGCGCUAUAGCAGCGGCAGCCACGAGGACUACCGUGUGUUCAUCAGCGCGGAGCCAGCCCCCAGCCCCGAAUCCCACAUCAUCCCCCAGGGCAUCCUGGAAAACGCCAUCAAGAUCACCAACGAGCCCCCUACGGGCAUGUAUGCCAACCUGCACAAGGCCCUGGACCUCUUCACCCAGGACACCCUGGAGAUGUGCACCAAAGAGAUCGAGUUCAAGUGCAUCCUCUUUGCCCUGUGCUACUUCCACGCCGUGGUGGCCGAGAGGCGCAAGUUUGGUGCACAGGGCUGGAACCGGUCGUACCCCUUCAACAAUGGGGACCUUACCAUCUCCAUCAACGUGCUCUACAAUUACCUAGAGGCCAACCCCAAGGUCCCCUGGGAUGAUCUCCGCUACCUCUUUGGUGAAAUCAUGUACGGCGGUCACAUCACAGAUGACUGGGACCGCCGGCUGUGCAGGACCUACCUGGCAGAGUACAUCCGUGCAGAGAUGCUAGAGGGAGAGGUCCUCCUGGCCCCCGGGUUCCAGAUACCCCCCAACCUGGACUACAAGGGUUACCACGAAUACAUUGAUGAGAACCUUCCCCCCGAGAGUCCCUAUCUGUAUGGCCUGCACCCCAACGCGGAGAUUGGCUUUCUGACGGUCACCUCGGAGAAACUGUUCCGCACUGUCCUAGAAAUGCAGCCCAAAGAGACCGACUCGGGAGCAGGCACAGGAGUCUCCCGAGAGGAGAAGGUGAAGGCCGUGCUGGACGACAUCCUCGAGAAGAUCCCAGAAACAUUCAACAUGGCUGAGAUCAUGGCAAAGGCUGCUGAGAAAACCCCCUAUGUGGUAGUCGCUUUUCAAGAAUGUGAAAGGAUGAACAUCCUGACCAACGAGAUGCGCCGUUCACUGAAGGAGCUGAACCUGGGGCUGAAGGGGGAACUGACGAUCACGACUGACAUGGAAGACCUGUCCACGGCUCUCUUCUACGACACUGUGCCGGACACAUGGGUGGCCCGGGCCUACCCCUCCAUGAUGGGCCUGGCGGCCUGGUAUGCCGACCUACUGCUUCGCAUCAGGGAACUCGAGGCCUGGACGACAGACUUUGCCCUUCCUACCACAGUGUGGCUAGCGGGGUUCUUCAACCCCCAGUCCUUCCUCACCGCCAUCAUGCAGUCCAUGGCCAGGAAAAACGAGUGGCCCCUGGACAAGAUGUGUCUCUCUGUGGAAGUGACCAAGAAAAAUCGGGAGGACAUGACUGCUCCCCCCCGAGAGGGCUCCUAUGUGUAUGGGCUCUUCAUGGAAGGAGCUCGCUGGGACACCCAGACUGGAGUCAUCGCUGAAGCGCGGCUGAAGGAGCUGACGCCAGCCAUGCCUGUGAUCUUCAUCAAGGCCAUCCCUGUGGAUCGCAUGGACACCAAGAACAUAUAUGAGUGUCCCGUGUAUAAAACACGCAUCCGUGGCCCCACCUACGUCUGGACCUUCAAUCUGAAGACCAAAGAGAAGGCCGCGAAGUGGAUCCUGGCGGCUGUGGCACUGCUCCUACAAGUGUAGCCCGCCCCAUGCCCCCAGCACAGCACAGCCCAACACAACUUAGAACUUCCACCCAGAAGCCCAGCCCUGCAACUCUUGCUGUCCUUUACAAGAAUGCAGAGUUGCUUGGGGUUCUCUUAAAUAAUCAGGUACUUUACGACCAAGUACAUCUGAACUAACUAGAGGGUGAGGUUAACAUGGAAGAAGGCACAGAUUAAAAAACUGGAGCCACUCAGCUGCUCGUCUAAUUUGCCUGCAAUAGCCUUUGGCUCAUGCCUGAGCCACCAAGGGCCUGGCAUUGGCUUGGGGUGAGGCCCCCAGCUCCCGGCAGCCAAGGGCAAGCGUCCCAGGAGCCAAACCCUAAACCCUGACUUCAUGGGUUGGGGGUGGAGGGUCAUUCAGGUUUGUUUUUCAACACAGCAGCAUGUGGCUGUCACACCAUUCUGCCCACCAGUGAAGGGCAGGGCAUCCCCCACCCCCAGUGUCUCCUCAAGGACAGGAGGACCCUUUGCCCACCCCAACCCCACCUCCAGAAUUUGGAAGAACUAUUUCACACAGGAACUCAGUGACCACCUUCAACCUGUGCAUGUGUCCCGGGAGGUCACCAGUUCUUACGUCCACUUCCUCUGCGGCAGCUCUGACAUUUUCUCUCCUCUACUCCCCCACCAACAGUCCCCACUUCCUGCCCACAUUGCAGGCUGGGUAAACCCACGAGGGGAGUGUGCGGGCUCAGGCUCCAUGGGAGCUAGUCUAGGACCAGGGAAGGCCCCUCCACAGAGAGUUAUGGUCCUGGCAUAAGGAAGACCAAGGUCUCUGUUCUUCAUAUGACUCCUUUGGCCUAUUUGUGACACAGUCAUUGAUAGAACCACCAUAAAAAAGCACCCACAGGAUCGGCGCCUG